AUGAAGUCGUGCCACCCCCCACGACUUCACAUCAGCAACGGUUACAAAUACACCGUACUUGAAUCAAAGCCUAACAUUUAUGUUAUUCGAUGUGUAGAAUACCACAAUGGCUGUCAAUGGCGCUUGAGGGCAGGCUAUAGCAAAGUGCGUAAAUAUUGGGAAAUCAAAAACAUCGACGGCCAACAUACUUGUUUCUCUAACAUACUAUCUCAAGAUCAUACAAAUCUUGAUAGUACUCACAUUGCAACAAUCAUAUCAAAUUUUGUAAGGACAAACCCCUCAAUUCCCAUCAAGAGUUUGAUAACAGAUAUUAAAGCUCGAUUCGGAUAUUCUGUGUCGUACAGAAAAGCUUGGAUUGCAAAAAAAAAGGCUCUUGCGAUGGAGUUUGGUGAUUGGGAAGAGUCUUAUAACCAUCUACCAAGGUGGUUGCAUGCAGUCAAGGAUGCAAACCCAGGAUUCAAAUAUUGUAAACCCAUUGUACAAGUCGAUGGAACAUUUUUAACGGGGAAAUAUCAUGGAACUUUGUUGAUCACCAUAGCUCAAGACGACAAUAGAAAUCUUUUCCCAUUGGCAUUUGCGAUUGUAGAAGGUGAGACAAAGGAGNCCAUGAUAUGGUUCUUUCAACUACUUCGAGAACAUGUUUGCCCUGGACAAAAUAUUUGCAUCAUCACUGACAGAGGAAAGGGUAUCUUAUCCGCUUUAAGAUCAGAAGAGGUUGGUUGGGAAGAAGAUGCUUACGAGGUCAAGCAACCCACUGUCACCGCAAAGCUUACUGCACUAAGACACCAAUACCCACAACAAGUUGCUUGGAUAGAUAAAAUUCCAUUACAAAAAUGGUCUCAAGCUUUUGAUGGAGGGAGAAGAUAUGGACAUAUGACCACUAAUCUUGUUGAGUGCAUGAACUCCGUUUUAAAGGGAGCACGUUCAUUACCGAUUUGUGCUCUCAUCAGAAAAACAUUUGAGAGGACACAAUCAUGGUUUGUUGAACGAGGAUUAAAAGCAAACUACAUGCUACAAGCAGGCCACCAAUUUCCUGAAGAAAUUGCCGAUAUUAUUAGGAAAAAUCAACAAUAG
Vigna radiata var. radiata (mung bean) is the source of this 1074-nucleotide messenger RNA. RefSeq lists its product as uncharacterized. The coding region runs from base 1 to 1074 and encodes 357 amino acids. NCBI's taxonomy places the organism in Eukaryota, Viridiplantae, Streptophyta, Magnoliopsida, Fabales, Fabaceae. The transcript is spliced from 3 exons. The record is from RefSeq and is a predicted model, not a curated record.